UUUCUUUCUCUCUUUAUUUUCUUCUUGUUUGGUUGUUAAUGUUUAUUUACACUGGCUUUCUGUUCUUUCAUGAAAUGUAUUGUCAUUUUUUUGUGAAUGUAAGACUUUUCUAUUUUCAUUAAAAUAAAAUAAAAUAAAAUCUCGCUUCAUCCAAUAUCUCUGCUGCAGUUCCGUCUGCUGACCGGUGGAGGCGGGAAAGAGCCCGACACCAACAGUAGAAGAAGACGAAGAAGACGAAGAAGAAGAUGCAAACACACUCCCACAGUGUCUGUACAGACUUUAGCAUUAAACUGUCGACUUUCCGUUAGAAAUUAAAUUCUGCAUCGAUUAACCGACGAACUGUGGAGUUAUGAGACUGACGGAAACGUAUCCGACGAGUUAACCGACGAGUUUGACUCUUAAACGUGUUGACUGGUCGGUUAACUCCACAGUUAGCCUAGCCUGCUAGCUCCCCGUGCUAACAUUAGCAGUUAGCUUUAGCUUCGACAUGGGACGAGGAAGGGGACCGACCCGGAGCCGACCGCCCAUGGGACCGCCGGGCGAUGACGGUCCUCCGUUCGACAUGGGCCCGAUGGGUCCACCGGGGUGGGGCCCUCCACCGCCGGGAGGCUGGGGCCCUCCGCCGCCUGGUGGAUGGCCUCUGCCGCCGGAGGAAUGGGGACCACCGCCGCCCGGAGGUUGGGGCCCUCCUCCGCCUGGAGGAUGGGGGCCACCGCCGCCUGAAGGAUGGGACCCGAGAGACUUUCCACCGCGGGGCUGGGGACCGAGAGGACCAUCGCCGCCGCCGGGCUGGGGCCGGCACCCCGACGACUGGCUGCCUCCUCACCCCGACGACUGGAGACCUCCUCACCCCGACGACUGGAGACCUCCGUACCCCGACGACUGGAGACCCCCUCACCCUGAUGACUGGAGACCUCCACGGCCUGACUGGAGACCUCCUGAGGACUGGGGACCCGACAGGCCGUUCCCACCUCCGGGCUGGGGACCCCCUGGUUGGGGUCCGGAUCGUCCCCCUGGUUGGGGACCGGAUCGUCCCCCUGAGCUGUGGGGACCCGAGCCCGGUCCCCCCGGACCCGUGCCACCGGUGCCCCCGCCUCCUCCUGUCGGGAUCCCCCCUCCGGACCCUGCAGUCUACGGCCCGAUGCCCCUCCCGCCGCCGCCGCCCUGCGUGCCUCCGGUCGGCUUCCCGGCGUACCCGCCUCCGGGCUGGACGGGAGAGACCAUCGUGGAGCAGCCGAUGCCCAACCCGCCGCCCGACCAGCCGGAGUGGAUUAAAGCUCUGAUCUCAGCGCCGGUCACCGAGACGGCUGCGGGGGAAGCUAAGAAACCCAGCGAGGAGCUGAGCGUCACCAAGGCAGCUGCUGCUGAACCCACUGCCGUCCAGAAGCCCAAAUCCAAACCCAAAUCUAAACCUAAACCCAAACCUGAUACCUCCAGGACCGCCAGAGCGCUCGGCCUGCUGGGAAAACGCACCUUCGAUAAGCCUCCUCCAGGACGGUCCACUGGCAUCAUCUCUUUUAUCGGGCCGUCGUUCGGCUACAUUGAGAGAGAAGAUCUGAAGAAGUUCACCUUCAGCUUUGACGCCUUCUUUGGAAACCCUAAAGCCAUGCAGCCUGGCGUAAGAGUCCACUUCACCGCCUGCAAGGAGAAGCAGAACAGUCUGAUAGCGACAGAUGUGAAAGUGGCUCCAGGCGGAACAGAGAACGUGGACACGGAGAUCUACGAGGCAGUGGUCAGUCAGCCCAUCACGGAGCCUCAGCCCGGCGAGCGUCAGUACCAGGGGCAGGUCCACGUGGACAUCGGGCCACUUAGGACAAACCUGACGUUUGACAGGAAGGACAGCACGGUGACGCUGCUGAAGAACGACCAGGUGCUCAUCAACCUGCUGACCGACAUCGUCACCGAGAAGAGAAGAGCGACCAACAUCAAACCCAAAAUCCCCUCCACCUUCAGCUACACCCACGAGGAGAGGGAGGAGGGUGUCAUCAUCAGCCUGACAGACAAUGAAGGCGUCAUCAAGUCUGAGAAACACGGCGAGCUUCCCUUCGACAUCAAAGAGAAUUUCAGUGAUGUUGAGUUCACUGCCGAGGACAUCAACGAGGAGGUGGAGUUCACCAUCAUCAUGCUGAGGGCGGGGAAGAGGGCCAUCAGGAUCCGACGGGUGAAGGAACCCCUCCUCCUGACGCUUUCUGCCGCCACCGCUGCUGCUGCUGUCUCUGAGGAGGCCGCCGGCCAAAACACAGACGACGACAACGACAAUGAUGACGAUGACGACGAAAACAGCGAGAAAGACACUUCUCCUAAAGUGACACCCAUGGUGAAGCCGGAGCUGGGGCCCAACAUGAGGCUGGACCCGGAGCUGUACGAGGGCAUCGUCAGCCAGCCAAUCAUAGAGCCCACGCCCACCAUGCAGGGCUACCCGGGUCAGAUCCACGCCAACAUCGGCCCCGUCAGGACCAACGUGACCUUUGACCACAGGGACUGCGGCGUCACGCUGCUUAAGAACGACCACGUGUUGAUCAACCUGCUGGUAGACAUGGUGACGAGGAAGAGGAGAGCGGCCAACAUCAAACCCAAAAUCCCCUUCACCUUCAGCUACACCAAAGAGAAGAGAGAGCUGGGCAUCAUCACCUUUCUGGGUCCUGAAGAAGGAAUCAUCAACUCCGAGGACCACGGCGAGCUUCCUUUCGACAUCCAUGAGAACUUCAGCGAAACCAAGUUUAACAGCAGCGACAUCCACAAGGAGGUGGAGUUCACCGUGGCCCUGGUGAAAUCAGAGAAGAGAGCGAUCAGGCUGAUGAGGACAAAGAGGGUCGAGGACCAAAUCCUGGAGGAGCAGAAGAGACGGGAGGAAGAGGAGAAGAGAAAGAGAAGGGAGGACGAGGAGAAGAGGAAACGAGAGGGGGAGGAGAGGAAGAGGAGGGAGGACGAGGAGGCGGAGCAACAGAGAGAGGCCGAGAGGAAGAAGAGGGAGGAGGUGGCGGCGGCGCUGGCAGCGGCCCAGUGCAAAUGGACCCCACUUGGCUUCAAGGUGAGGAACCCUGACACGAUGGACGAGAUCAGCAAGGAGCGAUUCGAAGGCACCGUCCUCAAAGCCGUCUCCAAAUAUCCACGUAAGGAGAUCAAGAAGGAGCCAGAGGCGAACAAGGAGGAGCCAGGAGGAGGAGGAGGAGGAGGAGGAGGAGGAGGAGGAGGACAAAUGCUCCCUGGACAGGUUAAAAUCAAAGCUGAGAAAAUGGAUGACGACCAGAAGGAAGAGGAGAAGGACAUACCUGAAGGAGACGGAGGACAGGAAGGAAAGAAGGAGCCUGAGGAUGAGGAGGUGAAGAAGAACCAGUCGGCUGAAACAGCAGCUGGGAGAAAACCCGACCCAGAGAUGGGUCGACUAGUGAUGACCAUCGACGGUCAACAGAAGCAGCUUCCCUUCGGUCCCAACGACCUGCUGACCACCGCCACCAUGCUGGACGGAGACAAGGUGCGUUUCAACAUCGCCACGCAUCAAGGGACCAAAGAGGAACGAGCGACUUUCGUGGAAAUUCUCCCCGACUCCUUCGAAGAGUCCAUUGAACAACGCCGACACGGCAUCGUCAUCGAGUUCGGCGUGGACUCCGGGCUCAUCAAGUGCACCCAGAACCCUCAGCUGUACUUCCACAUGUCCGAGGUGAUCGAGAAGAAGAGACUGGAGCUGAACGAGAAGGUCGAGUUCAGUGUCGUCCCGCAUGAGACGGCAGAGGGCGGGAACCAGGCCAUCAGGAUAAAACGUUUCACAGAGAGCGUUUUCUUCCCUGUUCGGAAGUUGGGAGGAGUCGGUGCAACCAAAGGGAAGAUGACCAUCAAGCUGGCAAAAGCUUCAGAAGACACUGAGAAAUUAAAACCCGAGACAGACAAGCUGAAGGCGGUGGUGAAAAAUCUUAGAGCGCAGGACAGUAAGACCAGCGUCAGCAGAAGGGACUACUGUGCCAGUCGCCGUAGAUAUGGCAGGAGCAGAAGUAGGAGCAGGAGCAGAAGUAGGAGCAAAAGUAGGAGUAGGGCCAGAAGUAGGAGUAAAAGUAGGAGCAGGAGUCCGCCAAGAGAUCAGUUUGGACGUGUACCCAAAAAGAGACGCAGUCCCAGCAUUGACCAUGACCGUAAAAGCAGCAGGUUCAGGCGAAGCCAAAGCCAAGAGAGGCUGAGGAAGCCCACCAAAAGCCGGACUAAGAGCCGCAGCAGGAGUCGCAGCCGCAGCAAGAGCUCCAGCAGGAGUCGCAGCAAGAGCCGCAGCAGGAGCAGGGAGAGGAGCAGGGAGAGGACCAAGGACAGGACCAAGGACAUCAAGAGGAGGAGCAAAAUCAGCAGAGACCGCGAAGAAAGUCACAAGAGGAGGAGGGAGUUAAGCCCUCCUCUCAGACGUGGUGGAGUUGUCGACGACGAGCUUGCAAGGAAGAAGCGGGAGCUGGAGGAGCUGAACGACAUGAUUGCCUACAAGAAGUCACUGGUGGACCCUGGACAGAGAACAUGCAUAGACUAUGACCACGGCAGGAUCACUGUCCCACUCACUGAGUACAAACCAGUCCGGUCCAUCCUGAAGAAACGACCAGAUGUACCUGAUUACCACCAUCGCCCUCAGCCCUAUGACGAUGCAUAUUAUGACCGGCCAUACAGUCCUUACCAAGAUCGACGCUACAGUGACCAUUACAGUGAUCCGUAUGCCAGUCGUUCCUACCCUGAUCGCCCGUAUGGGGAGCGUCCCUACAGUGACCGCCCUUAUGAAAGUCGUCUCUAUGGUGAACCUUCCUAUAGUGGCCCUCCGUCUGCCAGCCAACGUUACACUGAUCGCUACGAUGUUUAUGAUGAACCCUAUGACGAUCGCUACUAUGAUCCAGCUUAUGCGGACCGACCUUAUGAUGAUCCGUAUCGCUCUGUCAGACGGAGCCAAUCUCCAGAACCCCAUGGUCCCUCACCUUCGUCCCAGCCCGGCCAAGUUCCUGCUGCUUCCAUCCAACCUUCGUUGAUGCAUACUGCUGCCACUUCAUCUCCCCAGCCCCAUUUCAGACCUCCCUCUCCCACAGAACCUCCUCCUAGAAGUCCAUCUCCCAAACUGAAGACCACAAUACCACACCAGGCACCUCCAACUGUGAAACCACCCCUCGAUCGCUUCCUUGACAUGCUUAAUAAAAAGGUGGAUGCUGAGAAGGAAGCAGAACCUGUUCUUGUGAAUGAUGACCUUCUGCCUCAUGAGCGGGCACUUCAGGAUGGUAGGGGUUUCUCUCGGAUUGUGGGACUGGCUCAAGAGCAGCCCAGCAGCAGUCUUGCUCUGGAAGCGAUAAAGACAGAGCUAAGCCCUAAAAGAUCCUCAGUAGAAAGAUCAGUAGAGGAACCAAAGGUCAAGACAGAACCCUAUGACAAGAUUCAAAGUCUGCUCCGUACAAUUGGCCUGAAGCUGAGUACAGGAGAUAUGUCCAAACUGGCCAGCAGAGCCCAAGAGAAAAUCUACAGCCCAAAGUCCUCAUCCAUAGAAAGGGAGAUGUUGUCAUCCCCAAGGGAGGAACGGCGGACAAGUAGAACUGGUUCUGUUGAAUCAGAUCACAUCCAUUCCCCCUCCCCUGCCAGGUCCUCCAGUUUAGAGCCACUCAGCAGAUCUAAAGCUGUCUCAGAGUAUGAAGGAUUUCUGGACCAGCAGGAGUUGGAGGCACUCAAGAAGGCACAACAGCUGCAGAGUCUCACCAAGACAAUGGGGAGCACACCCUCCACCACUCCUCCUCCGAAACCUCCUCCUGGGCCUCCGCCUACCCACUACCAACAUCCAUCCCCACCAGUGAACUGGCCCCUUGGAGGCACUACCCAGAUUCCUCCAGAACAGGGCUCCAGCAUGUGUGCACCAGCUCCUCCUGCAGCUGGUCAGCCACCACGAGUUGGACUUCCUGCAGGACCUCCCCCUGGACCUCCUCCACGGCGUCCUGGACAGCCUCCAGGACCUCCUCCUGGGCCUCCACCCCGGCGCCCUCCCGGACAACCUCCUUUUGCUCCACCCUCCAGCCAUACAGCCUUUUCUUUCGCUGGCCAGCCUCCUGCAGCUCCACCCCUUAACUCUUCCAGUCCUUUGCAGCCUUUAACCACUGCUGCCGGAGUAUCACCACCAUCAUCGACACCUGCAUCAUCAAGUCCCUCAAAUGAUAAUGAAUCAACCAUCUCUACGACAGUGGCCAGGUGCCUGAAGGUCAUAGAGACAGUGAAAUCUCUGGCUGUACAGCCACCAGCCAAACCGGUCAAAUCAGUUCAGUUCAGUUUACCCACUGUCUCUCCACCAGCCUCCAGUCAUCAGACCUCAGUGGAGACAGAGGAGGACAUAAAGAUCAAGCAGAAGGAAAAGCUGGAUUUGUACAACCAGAGGGUUUUGGAAAAGAGGGAGCAGCAAUACAAAGAUUGGCUAGCUCGCAGGAAACAGAGUGGAGAGUGGAAGGAUGUCCCACCAAACCCCCCAGGCACGCCCGUCACCAGCGAGCCCAAGAACGUUUGGAUCUGUGGUCAUUCGCUGGUGUACUGGGCCGAGUCACGGGCCAAGUCUCCGGAGGUAGGUAUGCAGCUGGGCAUGGACCCCAGCAAGGUGGCCAUCUGGUGGAAGGGCACCCAGGGCAUGACGUGGUCCCAGCUGCUGCCCCAGCUCCACCAGCUGAAGGUCACCUGGCCCAACCCAGACGUCCUCAUCAUCCACCUGGGUGGCAACGACCUGAGCACCGACAGCCCUACCGACCUGCUGGCCUCCGUCAAGAAGGACCUGACGUCCAUGAGAAGCAUCUUCCCGCAGUGCGUCCUUGUGUGGUCCAACAUCCUCCCUCGGAGGGUGUGGCGCCACUCGCCUGACAAUCACGAAGUCGAUCUGGUCCGGACCACAGUGAAUCGCAGGAUUCAGAACAUCAUCUCAGAACUGGGCGGCACCUCGCUGACCCAUGACAACAUUAGGUGCGGCGCAAACACGGGCUUGUAUCGGGCUGAUGGCGUCCAUCUGUCCCCCAAAGGCAUCGAUGUUUUCAACCUGAACCUGCAGGACUUUCUGGAGAAGUGGGAGGCGGAGUGGAACUAGAGAAAAGCAAAGAGGCGUAAGAGUUAUUUUCUGUUUUUAUGUCGUCUCUUUUAUUUCUGAUGCUAGCUAGGCAGUUGCAUUGAUUCAAACAACUACAACUUCAUUCAAGUUCAUUAAUCUCCAUGUUUAAAGGAUCCAGUUCUGUUUGUAGUUUUAUCAGAACAUGUAGGAACUUCAGUCGCAGCUGUUACACAUGAAAAACAUGUUCGUCUCUCAUGAAACAAUAAAGUCGAUAAACACUGUCGGAUCUCACUCUGUUCAUCUUCUUAAUGAACGCAGUGUCCGUUAAUGUUACACAACAUCUUUAGCAACACAGUUCAGACUGAAGGUAAAUGUGAUUUACAACAUUUUAUCAUUCAUCAUGUCAUUUUGGUUUUUGGUGGAAAAUAAAAAAUGAUUUAUUAAAGUUUUUUUUUAUGUUUUUAGUAAGUGCUGAAUGAUGCGACUUAGAAUUUCUGUGAAAUCCAAAUUUUGCUAAAAUUGAGGCGUCAUAUCAGCCUUGUUGUUAAAUACAUUAUCAGAAUACAGUUAAACUAAUGAAGUAAAUACUAAAAUAAAGCUCGUCAUGUGCCAUACAU
Molecule: messenger RNA, 7638 nt
Organism: Epinephelus moara (kelp grouper)
Lineage: Eukaryota; Metazoa; Chordata; Actinopteri; Perciformes; Serranidae
Exons: 21
Coding region: 488-7060 (2190 amino acids)
Source: RefSeq, a predicted model, not a curated record